GCUCGCUGCCCGGUGUGAGUAGACGGAUGCACGUGAAUCACCGUGAUGGCAAGCAGCUCUGAUGUUCUGAAGAAAGUAACGCGAUACAAACUUCAGCUGACAGACACAGCAGAGUCUGCUACGGUUGUAAAGAUUUUGCAGAAACUCAAAGAUCUGGAUAUAACAUUAGAAAUACUUGCUGAAACUGGAAUUGGCAAAACAGUUAACUCUUUCCGGAGACAUAAGCAGGGGGGAGAAUUGGCCAAGUCACUAGUUAGGGGUUGGAAAAGCUUGGUCCCCAAGGAAUCUACAAGGCACACAGAAGAUGGGAUUUGCGAGAGUUUGCAGACUAAAGACCAAAAUAAUGGAAGUUUGACUAAGGAAGAUUUAAACAAUAAUUCCUUAACAUCUUACAGUAAGAGUUCAUUGGAUGAGGCCCUCUUCAAAACAAGUAGUAAAAAAGCUGAUACAGAGAAACAAUCUAAGGAACAGAAAAGAUACAAGGACCAGGAUGAAAAAAGUCAAGAAACCAAGGACAUUGUUCAAAAUGAUGUCUUUAAAAAGUACAUUAAAAUCAAAGAGGAUCAAAUUGACAAUUCUGUUGUCUCCAAAAGGAAUACAAGGGAUGAGAGCAACCGAAAAUCAGGAGACACUGUAACUCUGCCACUAAACAGAAACUCAGAGGACACUCAUCGGAAACCAAGUUCAGAAAAAAAAUCAAAUAAGCACCAAAAAGAAUCACCCAAACAAGCCAAAACAUCUUUUUCAUUUAAAUCCAUUGAAAAACACUCAGAAACCUUAAAGCUAAAUAGUAUCAAACAUGAAAGCUUUCCAGAAAUAUCUAGGAGCUCAGAGGGCCAAAACAAAAAAAUACAAAAACCAAGUAAAGAGAUGCAGGACAUUCUGAAACACAAAACUGAAAAAAUAGGUCAUUCAAAAAACAAAAAAGCCAAAAUGGAGCUCAACGAUCAGCACAGUGGCUGUGAAGAACCAUCCUUGUCUUUUGAAUCUUUGUUGAACUAUGACGGGAAUGUUUCCAAGAGAAAAAAAAAAUCUGGAGUGAAGAAAGCUUCAAAGACAAUCAAGACUGUUGUAAAAGCAACACAAGGUCCUGGAAUAGAAUCUAACAGGUCACCUGUGAUGUCCAUAAAUAUUACCUCACCAACAAAGAAGUUUAAGGAGUCUGUAAUGGAACUUAUUCCAUUCACCAUUCCUUUACCUGAUUUGCUGAUGGAAAGUGAAAACCCAUUCACAGUUGAUUACUGUGAGAGGAAAGAUGAGAAGGAGCCUGAUUUCUGUGAGGUCCCUGAGGAGUCUGCAGUCUUCACCGGUCAACGACUUAACAAAAAGAUGCAGGUGUACUCCGGUGCCAAGACUGUCUUCCUCCCAGCCAUGAUGAGCCUGCACCAGCAGUGUAUCCGCACACUGCAGAAUAACAUUAACUUGCUUUAUGAAACUGGCGGAGUCCCGUUUGAGAUCCUCGAGCCGGUGUUGGAGAGGUGUACACCCCAGCAGCUGCUACACAUAGAAGAAUGCAACCCAAUCUACAUUGGAGAGACGGAUCACUUAUGGGGGAAACAUUGUCAGAGGGACUUCAAAACCGCCAAACUUCAGGAGUAUGAAUCCUGGAAAGAGAUGUAUGUCAGGCUGUCUGAGGAGAGGGAGAGGAAACUAAAAAGACUGACAAAAAGCAUUGUCUCGGCACAUUCUACCAAACCCAAAGGUCGGCAGGUGAAGAUGGCAUUUAUUCACACUGUUGCUAAGCCACCGAGAGAUGUGCGAAUUCAGCAGGAGAUUCAUGGAACUGCUACUCAGCCUCAACUCAGGUGCAGUGUCAAGGCUCCGGACAACCGACCAAAGCCGAGUUGUAAUGAGCCCAGCAGCAGCACCAGCAGCAGUUCAGGGGCCAGCAAUACACAAGAGCCUCGCAAAAAAACAAGAGUCGCUCCAAUGAUGGCAAAGUCUUUAAAGGCAUUUAGGAAUCAGCUUGGGCGCAGAUAAAUGCUCUUAUAUGAUCUGGAUAUUUACAGUGUGUGGCUGUGGGAAAACGCUCUCUGUCAUUCAUUAACUUUGAACAAUAGAAGGCCUGUUAUCACCUUAGAUUAUUAUGUGUUUGUCCAAAUGUAAAGGCAUUUUCCAUGUUUUUUUUCCCUAUGAACAUUUUCUUCACUAUUAAAGGCAGAAAGGAAAGAGCUAA
Molecule: messenger RNA, 2176 nt
Organism: Eleginops maclovinus (Patagonian blennie)
Lineage: Eukaryota; Metazoa; Chordata; Actinopteri; Perciformes; Eleginopidae
Gene: eloal
Product: elongin A, like
Exons: 11
Coding region: 46-1980 (644 amino acids)
Biological process (GO): transcription elongation by RNA polymerase II
Cellular component (GO): nucleus; elongin complex
Source: RefSeq, a predicted model, not a curated record